Messenger RNA from Belonocnema kinseyi, 2548 nucleotides. RefSeq names its product titin-like. Gene Ontology annotation, biological process: actin cytoskeleton organization; muscle structure development. Bases 129 to 2282 code for a protein of 717 amino acids. Gene Ontology annotation, molecular function: actin binding; muscle alpha-actinin binding. The record is from RefSeq and is a predicted model, not a curated record. Gene Ontology annotation, cellular component: stress fiber; adherens junction; Z disc. Lineage: Eukaryota; Metazoa; Arthropoda; Insecta; Hymenoptera; Cynipidae. The transcript has 12 exons.
AGAGCUUAUCGUGACACCGUUUCGUACCGAGAGUGCAGCGCUGCAGCGUAACCUGCACGAAACGUUCGUCAGUGCAUUAUUCCGUCCUGUUUGGUGAGCCGCCGCCGCCAAUUGCCAUGUAGAAUAACAUGGCAACCAACAUAAAGUUCACAAAGUUCGACAACAGGCCAUGGGGCUUUCGACUGGCGGGUGGCAGUGACUUUCCUCAACCGCUGACUGUCAUCCGAGUAACGGAAGGAAGCUUAGCAGAGUGUAUGGGAUUGAGGGUUGGAGAUGUCAUAGUGAGACUGAACGAUCAACCCAUAGGGCCACUUUCGCAUGGCCAGGCUCACGAAGCACUCAGUCUGGCAGGCAAUAAUUUCGUAUUAGGCGUCCACAGGGUAGAAGACACCGAAACGCUUGUGGAAGCUCUUACAAAGGAUAACGUCGAACCUUACACUAUUUCUUUACAAGAUUUACCACCUCUUCAACCACUGGAAGAAAUCUUAACGCAGUUUACAGCUGAACCACCAAUUGAGGAAGAGAAACAAGAAGAAAUUAUUGAGGAGGACUUUGAGGAAAAGAUCGAAAUAAUUGAAGAAAUUCCAGAAAAACCAAAGGACGCUGAUAGUGAAGAGGUUCCUAAUCAGAAUCUGACUGAUGAAGAAAUAGCUCAACUGAUACUUGAGGAGGAAGAAUUACUUUCUGAUAAAGGAGUUCUUGGAGUUAACUUCAAGAAACUGCGUCCUCGGGCUCCGCUGUUCAAAGAGUCAAAGGUCUUCGAGGAGUUGCAGAAGGAGGCUACGGCGGAACCACCCCAGGUGCAAGAAUUAAAGCGCACCACAACCUUCCUGCAGAAGCCAGAGCGUCCCGUACCGAAGCCAAAGUCAGCCAGGGGUGAAGAAACUACAACAGCUGAAUCCCAAGAAACUUACAGAGUCAUCAUCAAGAAGCAGUCAAAGAAAAGCAUAACUGAGCGACUUCUGGAAAAGGGACUCUUGGAGCCAGGAUGUGUAAAAUCGCCCGAGCCGAGAUCCGAGAAAACCACACCGGCCGCAACCCCCGAUCCCUGUGGAAGGUCCGAUUACGGAACAGAUUCCCGUCCGGAAUCAAAAGCGGAAGUUGUGGAUUCGGAAGCAGUGGAGGCUGAAGAUCAAGAGCAAGCAGAAAUUACAGAGGCAGUGGCCGAAGAACAGGAAGCACGCGUGGAAGAGCCUGCUAAGGAGGAAGAGGAGUCCAUAAAAAUAAAGGAGGACUUGGCGGAACCAAAGCUUCCGUCUUUGCCACAACUAGACGAGCAGAAACUUAAAGAACUCGUCAAAACUGAAAUCAGCCUUGAAAAACAGCUUGAGAGUGUUCAGAAGCAACUAUUGGCUUUGAAGCAGCUGCCAAGUGAAAUUGAAAAUCACUUGAGAAUCGUUUCAGAACAGUUGUAUAAAAUAAUGGAAAUGAGUGGCGUGCGUAAUGGGAAUGAUGGAAAUUGCUGCCGAUGCUCCAGGGAUGAAGAAGCUGAAGAAAGAGAAGAAGAAAUAAGGAAACAGCAAAAGUCUGAACUUGAAUGUCACUGUGUUCGAGAAGACUUUGGACCUGGAGAAAAUCAGCAAAGGCUUUCAGAAUCCGAUGGCAGAAGAUCUCAGGCAAGUGAGAAUGAAGGCAUUUCUCAAAUUAUUGAGCCGGAUGAUGGUGAAGAACCUGAUAAUGGAGAAAUAGAAAUCUCUGUGAAGAGCAACGAAGAGGAUGAUAAUAGAGUAAAAAAAUACGUCGUAUCUUAUGAGUCAAAAGUGGAAUCGUUGACACGUGAGAAUAUCAGAUCUAGAGAGCCCAGUCCAACUCCUUCCCAGUGUACAGGGUCUAAUCUAGGAAGCUUCGAACCAGAUCCAAAUGUGGAUCCGAAAACACAAUUGAUAGAGGAGUUGAAGCACAGACAGGGGAGAAAGCGUUCCCAAGAUCUCUGGCCCCAGGCUAAGCAAUUGGAGCUCACUUACGGCAGAAGGUGGCGAUGCCCCAACGAUUUCUUCAAUGACGACAUGAUAGCGGAAGUCCUCUCAUCACAAGCAGAAGUGAUACGUGGCAGGACUUUAGGGGUCAACUUUAAGAAAUUUGAGAAGACGGCCCUCCCGAAUUUUGAUCACCUGAUGAAUUCGAGUGUCUACAAAAUGCUUCACAAGAUGGAACAAGAACCGAAAAAAGGCAUACCUGUAAGACCGCCAAGAGUUAACGCAGCCGAGGACAUUUUAGAAAGAGUUAAUUCUCCUAUGCUGAGUAUGGCAGAUGAUAGGAGCUGCAGAAGCGUCAGUCACUAAAAAAGAGGACCUCAAGAAACUUCUUCUGAUAUGAUUGAACGAAACUUAAACUUACUUUUUGUAAAGGGAAACUAAAAUGGAAAACAUAAAAUCAUACAGAAAAGAGAGUCCACCUAGAACUCUACAAACCACUCAUAUUUUUUUGAUAAAUUCAUUUCAUGUACUCAUGGUACUUAGAUUUUUACAACAGCUUUAUUCAUCUAGAAAUUAAAAGAACCUGUGUGUAAAUAAUUGAUUUAAAACGAAAAUUCUGAGUAUGUAUCAUC